Messenger RNA from Phoenix dactylifera (date palm), 2575 nucleotides. The record is from RefSeq and is a predicted model, not a curated record. NCBI's taxonomy places the organism in Eukaryota, Viridiplantae, Streptophyta, Magnoliopsida, Arecales, Arecaceae.
UCUUGGAAGCCACCCUUCCAAAGCCCGCCAAGCCUAUCUCUGGGGUCUCUGAUCUCCCUCACCUCCGAACGACACCCCCCCCUCGCCUCCGGGGCACAAGGAAGGGAUCGAUGCCUUCGAUUCCAUCCACGGAAGGCACAGGGCCAUUCUCUGCUCUCUAAGAAGCGGCGGCUCCGAUCGAUCCGUGAGGAGAUAACGGGUUUGAUCUUCGAUGGGGAAGCGGAGGCCCGUGGUGGUGCUAUCCUCCUCCUCGGAAGAGGAGGAGGAGGGAGAGGGCAGAGCCGGCUCGGCGACUGGAGGCCGCGUAUCUUCGAGGUCGAGAUCAAGAACGGCACCACCGGUCGCGUCGAAGAGGCCUCGAGUUGGGAGCUCGAAGAGUUGUCGCGUCUCGAGUGAAGCAUCUCAAGAACUAGAGGUGGUCAAAUUUGAUUUGCUCUCUGAAGAUUUUUGUGAAUGUCUUCAUGAAUUUAGAAUAACACCAGGUUUUACAUGCACAGAUGGGAUAGAGCUUUGGGUUGACAAACAUAAACCCCGAUCCUUGCCUGAGCUUGCUGUUCACAAAAAGAAGGCUGAAGAAGUGAAGAAAUGGAUGGAAGAAAGGGUAAAGACGCCACAGGAAGGCUUCGGCAACUGUGCUCUUGUUAUCACUGGACAAGCUGGAGUUGGAAAAUCUGCAGCCGUUCGUGUAAUAGCAUCACAACUUGGAGCUGAAUUGUGUGAAUGGAUGACUCCCACACCUACACUCUGGCAAGAGUAUAUACAUAAUACUAAUUCAGAAAUACGCUACAUGUCAAAGUUGGAUGAGUUUGAAAACUUUGUAGAAAAGAUCAGAAAGUAUUCAUUGCUUCAUCCAAUGAAGAUAGGAGGAUCGAGAAAACCAGUUAUUCUCUUAAUCGACGACAUUCCUGUGACAACUGGAAGAGUUGCUUUUGCAAGAUUAAACAAAUGCUUAACAACUCUUACUCAAUCAACUCAAGUUCCAACAGUUAUUUUGAUCACUGAGUAUCAUAAAACGGAGUCUGGUGACAAUGCCACACACUACUGGGAAGAACUUGCGUCAUCUCUUGAGAGAGCUGGGGCUUAUAAGGUAGCUUUCAAUCCUAUUACAGUAAAUUCUAUCAGGAAAACGCUCAGUAAAAUAUGUCAGGAAGAGAAGUGUCAUGUGACUGCAGAGGGGAUAGAUCAGAUAGCAAAAUCCAGUGGAGGUGACAUCAGACAUGCUAUAACAUCUUUGCAGUAUUCUUGUCUCAAACCAGAUAGAUUUUUUACUUUGCCUGCAUCAACUCUAAGUAACUCUUACUGUGAAAUGAAUUCCGAUAAGUCCAAAUUAUUGUCAAUUUCAAGCCAUGAAGAUGGGAACCCUGAUUGCAAGAUAUCCUUGCCAUGUGGAAGAGAUGAAACACUUACAAUUUUCCAUGCCUUGGGGAAGUUUUUGCACAAUAAGAGGGUGGCAGUAGAUCCAUGUGCACUGGAUUCAUUUGCUUUGCAGGAGAGAUUUGCAAGGAAUCCACUGAAAAUGGAUACUCCAGAGAAAGUUCUUUCUCAGGCACAUGGGCAAGUGCGGCCUAUUGUUGAUUUUCUCCAUGAAAAUGUUCUCGAUUUUAUCAGUGAUGAGGAAGUUGAUAAUGUAUGGUUGGUCACGUCUUAUUUAAGUGAUGCUGACUGCCUUCUUGGUGGUGUUCUACGCCCAGCAAGGCGUCAGAUGAUACCUGAGAUAUACGACGUGGAAAGUGUAGCACAAGCAUUUGCUGCUUCAGUGGCAAUACGUGGGGUACUAUUUGCAAAUUCUAAGCCCUCACCUUCAAGGUGGCACACCAUCCGCCGCCCAAGGCUUUGGCAAGUUGAGCAAUCAUCAAGACACAAUAAGACUCAGAUGCUGUUGGAGAGAGGUGACACCUACAACAGUUCAAGCUUGUGCGGCAUGUCCUACAAAGCUGCUGAAUGUAGACCUACAAUUAAAUGGCUUAGCACGCAGACAUUGCUGGAUGUUCAUAAGCAUAAAAAUCUUUUACAUUAUCCAGAAGGUGAGGAGGAUAACUCUGAUUUGUUGGGCAUAGAUAAAAAAGGAAGCAACUCCGAGGAAAGUGAAGAAGAUGAUGAUAUUGAAGAUUGGUAGACCUUUUUUUGCUUGUAUUCCUCGUUAUUGUGAUGGUUGUAUAUCCAGAGAUUAUAUGGCAAUAUAAACCGAGAAUCACAUUUGGACAUUUUGGCAAGAGAAACUCUUCAUCCCAGAAGCUCUGUGAUAUGUGGGUGUAUAUCAGGGCAUUCAGGUCUUGUGGAAUCACUUAAUUAUUAAAACUUGCAUUUGCCUCACCUCGUUCUGCACAUCCAAAACGAGGUUGUAGCAUGUUCAGAUGGGCCACAGUCUGGAUUGGGCAAGCACGAAGAAGCAAACCCUCCAAGUUGUAUUCAACAUCUGAUGUGCUCAAUUUUUUUGUAGUGAAAAUUUUCAUUUUGGUGUCUUCGGAAUGAACAUAGUGAAAACGGUUAACGUGACUGUUUUGUAUAUUAGUUGAAUGAAACAUUGUAAAUGUGAAUGCCAUAUUAUGCGAAGGACAAUUGUUUGCUCACCUCA